UAAACUUUGUAUCUUGAGAAAGUUGUAUCGAAGUUCUCAGCCAUGGAACAGCUUGAAAAGCUGCAAUACCAGGCGCUUUUGGUCAAAAAGUCGCAACAAGUGGAAAGAUCUUCAUCUCUCCGGAUUGAGAGACCUACAUCUUUAGCAGUUCGACCAAAGAUAAAACGAAGGAACAGUUUACCAAGUCCUACUGUAAUCGAGUCAAUUGUUCGGUCACCGAGUUUGGAAAGAGUAAGAUCCUUUAGUUUAACACGAGAUGGACUGAAAAACUGUGGGGACAAAUUCAGACCACACAGUUUAUCUAGCGUUUCAACCAGUGAGGGAUACGAAUCAUGUUCUACUGGAGCAACGUCAUCCAUGGAAAGCAUCUGUCUGAAACAACAGCUAAGGGUGGCCAUUAUUGGGUCCAAAGGCGUCGGGAAAAAAUCUCUCAAAAAUCAAUUUUCAACUUCAGAAGAACUCUACAUUAACAAUCGUGAUGUGAAAGAUCAAGAUGAGAUCUGCGUUCUGAUGGAUGACGAAGAGUCAUAUGUGAUGUUUGUUGAUGAAACAGAGUUAGCGAAUCAAGCAGAAAAUGAGUUGGUGGAUUCCAUUGUGGUGGUUUUCUCCGUUGUUGAUGCCAGAUCCUUUAAAAACGGAACAAGAAAAAUAGAAAUGAUACGACAGGAAAUUGGAUUCGACAAACCAUUGUUCUUUGUUGCAAAUAAAGUCGACCUGGCAAGGCAGAGAGCUAUUACAGAAAAAGACGCCAAAAAAGUAGCGACCAGAUAUAAUUGCAAAUACAUUGAAACAUCUGUGGCUUUGAACCACAAUAUGGAUCAACUUUUGGCGGGAAUAAUACGUCAGGUUCGCAGCAGACGUCACAGCUACACUUACAACACAGACGGAGAUAUGACGAAAGACCCUAAAACAGCAUCCAUGUUUACGAAAAUACUUCUACAAAAACUGAUGAAAAUCGGACACCACGAACUUUCGUGCACCAAGUUAUUUGAUGUGUGAAAUAAAUGAUAGGAUAAUUGUUCCCAGCAAAGCAUAUAGACGUAGUUUAUACAUAUCAUUGAUGAAUGCUUGGUUGUUAUGACUAUGGUUUGAAUGUAUGUACAGUAUGUACUAGAAUAACAGAGAUCGGCACAAACUGACAUGUUAAAGGUGAAAGAUUAUGCUCUGAGUCACGAUAAGAAUGUUUGGAUGAUCUUCGUGUGUUUGAUGGGAUUCUGACGGGAGGAAUCCUGAUCAAUUCUGUUUUAUCUUUUUUAUACUGAUUGUAUCUAUCUUGUUCCAUUUUUGUUUUCUUUUUUUACCUUUAUAAUAAAAAUAUUUUAAAAAAUUUCA
Messenger RNA from Saccostrea cuccullata (small rock oyster), 1332 nucleotides. Its product is annotated as GTP-binding protein GEM-like. Gene Ontology annotation, molecular function: GTP binding; calcium channel regulator activity; GTPase activity. Bases 43 to 999 code for a protein of 318 amino acids. NCBI's taxonomy places the organism in Eukaryota, Metazoa, Mollusca, Bivalvia, Ostreida, Ostreidae. Gene Ontology annotation, cellular component: plasma membrane. The transcript is spliced from 4 exons. The record is from RefSeq and is a predicted model, not a curated record.